Corapipo altera (White-ruffed manakin) is the source of this 325-nucleotide messenger RNA. It is a transcript of the gene NPW, whose product is annotated as neuropeptide W. Lineage: Eukaryota; Metazoa; Chordata; Aves; Passeriformes; Pipridae. Gene Ontology annotation, biological process: G protein-coupled receptor signaling pathway; feeding behavior. The coding region runs from base 38 to 325 and encodes 95 amino acids. The record is from RefSeq and is a predicted model, not a curated record. The transcript has 2 exons. Gene Ontology annotation, molecular function: G protein-coupled receptor binding.
CCCCUGCCCACACCUUGCCCGCACCCCUGCUCGGGCCAUGGGGAGGGGGCAGCUGUCGGGGGGCGCCUGGGGGACCCUGGUGCUGCUGGGGCUGAUCCUGCCGGCCGCCCCGGCGGGCGCCUGGUACAAGCACGUCGCCAGCCCCCGGUACCACACGGUGGGUCGCGCCUCGGGGCUGCUGAUGGGGGUCCGCCGCUCCCCCUACCUCUGGCGGCGGGAGCUGCCGGCCGAGCCCCCCCGGCACCCGGAGCCGCCCCCCGGGGACAGCCCCCCGCGCCCGGGCCGCCCCCUCUUUCCACUCGAAGACCUGGCUCUGACCCACUGA